AUGGCCAACUCUUCUAUUUCUUUCCUGCCUCUCGGCGCCAUUAUCCAGUCCCUCGUCGUCAACGGCGUCAACAUCGUCCAGGGCUUCCCCACACAAGAAGACUAUGAGAAGCACAACUCUCCUUACUUUGGCGUGACCGUUGGUCGCGUAGCCAACCGCAUCAAGGACGCCCGCAUCAGCAGCCUCAACGGCAAGGAAGUCACUCUCGCUGCCAACGAUGGAAAGAACCAUCUCCACGGCGGCAAAGUUGGCUGGAGCAGCCGUGUCUGGGACGGCCCCAAGCCUGUCGGUACCCGCGAGGUUCCUGGCGUAGAGAAUCUUGAGGGCGGCGAGAGCGUUGCUUUUACGCUCACCAGCGAGGAUGGCGAGGAGGGAUACCCUGGUACCGUCGAGGUCACCGUUACUUACACAACCGGCACACAAAAGGUCGACGGCAAGGACGUCACUGUUCUCGCCAUGGAGUACGAGGCCAAGCUCACUGGCGGUGCUGACGAGACUGUUAUCAACAUGACCAACCACUCUUACUUCAACCCCAGCGGAAAGGAGACCAUCGCCGACACAGAAAUGACUCUUCCCACAGCCAGCUACCUCGCUGUUGGCGAUGAUCUCAUUCCCACCGGCAAGAUCGAGUCUUUCCCUGGCGUCGAAGCCAACAAGACCUUCACCCUUGGUCCCCAGGAGCCCAACAUCGACCACUGCUUCGUCCUCAAUAAGGAGCCUUCAUCUGUACCUCUCGACACCCGCAGCUCACCCCUCAACCUCAACGUCAAGGUCCACCACGGUGGCUCCGGCAUCAACCUGGAAGUCUACAGCACUGAGCCCACUUUCCAGAUCUACACCGGAGCUGGUAUUAACGUGCCCGCCGUCAACGGUCUGCCUGCCCGCAAAGCCCGUGCUGGUUUCUGCUGUGAGCCUGCUCGAUAUGUUAACGCGGCCAACGUGCCUGAGUGGAAGAACCAGGUCCUGCUCAAGAAGGGCGAGACAUACGGUGCUAGAACCGUUUACAAGGCGUGGUCCGACUAA
Molecule: messenger RNA, 1023 nt
Organism: Fusarium coffeatum
Lineage: Eukaryota; Fungi; Ascomycota; Sordariomycetes; Hypocreales; Nectriaceae
Exons: 1
Coding region: 1-1023 (340 amino acids)
Biological process (GO): beta-D-galactose catabolic process via UDP-galactose, Leloir pathway; glucose metabolic process
Molecular function (GO): carbohydrate binding; aldose 1-epimerase activity
Source: RefSeq, a predicted model, not a curated record